AUGGGCCAUCGAAGCCUCCUCCGCCGGGCAUCAAAAUCAUGUCUAGGCGGUUUCAAGAAAGUAUUUUCCACGAGGAGUGAUCGCCACGACGACUUCUUGACAAUCAGCAAAACAUCCGCAAAAUCAUUCAAGUUUUCAUUCAAGACCUCGUCUCUAUGGAAGAGGACUACACCACAAGAGGACGAAAAGACAUGUAAACCGAAGCCCAACAUCACCAACACCACCCCCGAAGAAACCCCGAGAAUCAAAGACCCAGAACUGAGGCGGCAGGCCUACCCCCAGGGCCAAUCACAUAUUUUCCGACGGCUACCGCCCGAGAUCCGCGAGCAGAUAUAUAAGGAGUUUUGGGUCGCGUGCGGCGUGGAGCGACACGCGUUUCUUGAGGAUGGGCAUAUGCGGUACUCGCCGUGUGUGACGGAUCACGAGGCGCCGGAUGAGAGGCAACUGGGCCUCGCGAGAGACUUUAGAAAGGCCCCUCAGGUACAAUGGCACCCGGAAUGGUUUCUGAGGAUGCAGUCGCCGUGGUGUAAUCACUGGAGAUGUGAAGAGUUAUGGGAGGAUAUCAAGGAAGGGAGGAAGGUCGACCUAAAUCAGGGCCAGAACCAAGCUUUCAUGUCACUUUUGGUAUCUUGCAAGAGGGUAUACGACGAAAGCAUAGACUCCUUCCGCGAAUCCCGCAUCCUAAACAUCACAAACGGCCACACCCUCCAGCGCCUCCUCAAAUACCCGCGGCCCCGCUACGUCUCCGUCGCCCGCACGAUCAACAUCUCCCUGCGCGAGGACAGCGGCAACUGGCUGUACCUCAACGGCGGCAGCAUCUGGCACACGCUCGCGGCCAAGGAGACCAAGGCCACCAAGGUGUACGUGUGGCUAGACGCCGAGUGCCCGCUCACGCGCCGGCUGCUGACCGAGUUCCGCGAGCUGUACACGGGCGUCCCGGCGGAGAUCGCGCCGAAGCUGACGAUCGACUUUCCCUGCGACGCGGAGGACGGGUUCUGGGCGUGGGGCGAGGUGGACGUGCAGGAGCAGAAUGCGUGCGCGGGCGGCGGCGGGUGGGGGAGGGUGGAGCGGAGGGAGGCGAUUGUGCCGAAGUUUAAGGUCGUUGCGAGGGGGCGGCAGAGGUUUAAUGAGACGAGUUGUGGGUAUGUUAGUCGGGGGGAUCUGGGGAGGCCGAGGGUGAGGGUGUUGAAGGCCGGGAAUCCUUUUGAGGAUAUUUUGUUGUAUGGGAGGGGGAUUCACGAUGAUUCGUAUUACUAA
Colletotrichum siamense is the source of this 1257-nucleotide messenger RNA. RefSeq lists its product as uncharacterized. The transcript has 2 exons. NCBI's taxonomy places the organism in Eukaryota, Fungi, Ascomycota, Sordariomycetes, Glomerellales, Glomerellaceae. The record is from RefSeq and is a predicted model, not a curated record. The coding region runs from base 1 to 1257 and encodes 418 amino acids.